AUGUAUUUAAAAAAUAUUGUUAGAUUAUUUCUCCUAUCUUUAAUAUCCUGCACAAGUGCCGUGUAUGGUUUGCGCUUGGUAGGCCAGUGGAAAACGUCCGAUUUUUAUAAAUUUUUAGUGAAAUUUGGGUUUCAGCAAACGGACAAAAACGAUGAAACAGCCAGGACUCAGGGUUACAUAUACGGCAACAUUACGGCUACCAAAUACGAAGAUUAUGAUAUUGCGCUAGUUGUUCUAGACAGUGAAUACUUUCUAAAUUUCUUCACUAAUCGCUCGCUAUCUCCCAGACACGAUGCAUGUUCUAGAAUGUUUUCUCAGAUCAACAGAUUGGCCUGGGACAAAGAUUGCAACGUGAAUGGCAAGGAGGACUUCAUAAGGUACAUACCAUGCAGAAGGGAUGGGCUAUGUAGGGAUGAGCUGGCCGACAGGAUGGUUCGCAACAGUCAGUUCACAUUCAGGGUUCAAGAUAAAGAACAACCGAGGUAUUGGUACAUAAGUAUGGUGGCCUGCAGUCUCAACACAACCAACUCUUCGUGUCAGUGGACCCACAUUAAGAAUUCUCCGUCUAUGUUGAUCAAUUAUGACAUCUGGUUAGUCAAUGGAGACCCCGAUGACAAAAAUUCAAAUUUCUUUGAGCACCACUUCUCGAUCGAACAGUUUGAUGUUUUUGAAAUUUACCUCACAUUCUUCAUUCUCUACAUUCUCAUCAUUCCAGUGCAGGCCUAUGCUCUUAGCUUACGAAGGCAUACAGUUGCUGUUUUAUUAUUCCUCUGCCUAUUUCUCGAGUUUUUAGGAAUUGUUUUUAAUUUCGUUCACUACACAAAAUUUGCCGGGGACGGGAUUGGAGUCGUCAGUUUGAGUACAGUAGGAAAGUUUUUUGACCUGCUAGCCCAGAGUUUGUUCAUGCUGCUUUUGCUGUUGGUUGUGAAGGGAAUGGCUAUCAAUUGUGAGAGGCUGCCCAUAUUCACGAUUCUCUUCGUUUCUACCGUCUGGUUUGCCUACACUGCUUCCAAUAUUGCCCUAUUCAUCUGGAAUCUGUUAGAGGUACAGUUCAUAAGUGAUGUUGAUGAGUGGCAGACAUGGCCUGGCUUCCUGAUCCUAACAUUCAGGAUCAUCAUUAUGCUGUGGUUUUUGUAUGAGCUGAGAACAACGUUUCUAGAAGACCAUGGAUUCAUUAAGUCCAGAGUCUACCUCCAUUUUGGUGCCGGUUUCAUGGUCUGGUUCAUCUACCUUCCAAUUGUUGCCAUCAUUGGAUCGAAUAUAUCCACAUUUUGGAGGUUCAAAACUAUCCAAAGUUUAUGCAGCUCAGCUGACUUUGUAUCUUAUUGUAUCACGAUGCACUUGCUCUGGCCGACGAAGAAAUACCUCUACUUCAAUUCCAUGAAUACUCAGAACGGAUACCUGCGCGAAUAUGCUCAUAACAAUCAUAAAGGUAUCAAUCUAUCUAUCUAUAUAUCUAUCUAUCUGUCUAUAUAUUUAUUGUUAUUUGUUUGUUUGCUGUUAUUGUUAUGA
Helobdella robusta is the source of this 1512-nucleotide messenger RNA. RefSeq lists its product as hypothetical. The record is from RefSeq and is a predicted model, not a curated record. Bases 1 to 1512 code for a protein of 503 amino acids. The transcript has 5 exons. Gene Ontology annotation, biological process: response to pheromone; G protein-coupled receptor signaling pathway. Lineage: Eukaryota; Metazoa; Annelida; Clitellata; Rhynchobdellida; Glossiphoniidae.